AUGGCGUCUCUUCGCGUUCUUGCGUUCGAUCAUGAGGGCCGCCCGAUCCAGUUUGACACAUGGCUCGACGACCUGCAUCUGUACCUCUUGAGCGACUCUAGGGACAGCGUUUCGUUGUUUGACCACACGUCUAGUGCUGCUCCCGCUCCUCCCACCACAGCUGACAGUGCGACUUGCUCACAGUGGCUUACUUGUGACACUGCUGCUUCCAUUCGCAACCACCUGCCGUUAGCCGAAUGCGCUCACUUCGGACAGCAUAGGACGGGACAGACACUGUACGACUCUGUAGUCGCCCGUUACUCCUCACCUGCCACUGCUGCUCUAGGCCGUCUUCUGCUGCCCUACCUGUUUCCCGAGCUGUCCGCGUUUGCCACGGUAGAGGAUCUGGUUUCCCACCUUCGCAAUAGCGAUGCUCGCUACCGCGCUGCCCUCUCGGCAGAUUCCCUUGCCAAGAACCCACCCCCGAUGUACAUCACUCUUUACUUCAUAGUCACCCACCUCCCUGACUCUCUUCGCGCUGUCAGGGACCACUUUCUCGCACUUGACCCCACAGCCCUCACUGUUCACCUACUCGAGCAGCACCUCCUUGCAGCUGAGACUAGUGUAGUCGCUGUAGGUGCUGCUCAUGGUACUCCGCGCACGCCCUUCUUUGAGGGGUGCUGCCCCUCCCCCCUUGCUCCCUCCUACGCCUCUGCUGCUGCUGCUGACGUCCCUGGUGCUGAGGACGUCGGGGCUGCUUCUGCUAGUGCGAAGCGCCGCAGCAGCAAGGGCAAGGGUAGCAGGGGUGGUGGCGGUGGCAGCGGGGGUGGUGGUGGGGGCAGCAGUGGAGGUGGUGGAGGCAGUGGAGGUGGUGGCAGCGGUGGGAGUGGUGGCGGGAGUGGGGGCUUUGGUGGCGGCGAUGGAGGCAGCGGUGGGAGUGGCGGAAGUGGCAGCGGUGGGAGUGGUGGUGGUCGGAGUGGAGCUCAGCGUGGAGGUUUUGGAGGAGGCCAGAGGCAGCAGCAGCAGCGUCGGAGCGAGACCCUGUUGCCCCAGCAGCUUCGUGAGUGGUUUGCUCAGCGUGGGGCGUCUGGGGGUAGUGUGAGCUGCCCAUAUGUCAUUCGCACGGGUGACCAUGCUGGUCAGACAUGCGGGAAGCCUCACACUCAGCACUGCUGCUUCUCCCGCCUUGACGACGCUUGGCGCGCUGAGUUUGGUGACGAGGCCGAGGGCCCCCGCUCGGCAGAGCUGCUUAGGUAUAGAGGCUGCUUCUCUAGGUGCUAG
Closterium sp. Naga37s-1 is the source of this 1260-nucleotide messenger RNA. The record is from the annotation of a GenBank genome assembly. NCBI's taxonomy places the organism in Eukaryota, Viridiplantae, Streptophyta, Zygnematophyceae, Desmidiales, Closteriaceae.